Molecule: messenger RNA, 1485 nt
Organism: Strongyloides ratti
Lineage: Eukaryota; Metazoa; Nematoda; Chromadorea; Rhabditida; Strongyloididae
Product: Solute carrier family 22 member 15
Exons: 2
Coding region: 1-1485 (494 amino acids)
Biological process (GO): transmembrane transport
Cellular component (GO): membrane
Molecular function (GO): transmembrane transporter activity
Source: RefSeq, a predicted model, not a curated record
AUGUCUACAGAAACAAGAAAAAAAUGGUUUCCAGAGUGGGUGAAUACAUUUAAUCUUUUGGUUUUUUUUUUAUGGCAAUCUAAAAGUUUCAUGGGAACACAGAUGAUUUUUGCUAUUUUUAGUAAUUAUGUUUCAAAAUGGAGAUGUGAAGGAGUCGGAAAUUAUGGUAAAAAUUGUACAAUCUUCAAUUCUGGAUGUAAACUAGAGUAUGAAAAUAAUUAUUUUUACUCAGCUGCUCUUAAAUUUGGUUGGGUAUGUAGUGAUGAUAGUUAUAUGGUAGCAUUCUCAUCACAAUUACAAUUUUUUGGUGUCCUUAUUGGAACAGUUUUUUUUGGAAUUCUUAGUGAUGCUAUUGGGAGAAGAAAAACUAGUAUAAUUAAUGUUGGAUUAGGAUGUUCAUUUAUCUUAAUAUCAAGUUUUAUUGAUAAUUCUAAAUUUUUUGUCUUUUCACGUUUUGUAAUUGGUUUAGCUAAUGGUGGUUCAUUAAAUAGUGGAGUAACUUAUUGUAUGGAAGUUUUACCUUCUGAUAAAAGAAUAUUUAUUAAAUGUUUAUUUAAUUGGGGUUUAUCUCGAGUUCUUUUAACAGCAAUAUGUUAUUAUUUUAAUAAUUAUGCAUCAGCACUACUAGUUAGUGGAUUAAUGGUGAUACCAGCUAUAUUGUUACUUAUAUUUUACUUUCCUGAAUCACCAACAUGGUAUCAUUACAAAAAUAUGGAAGAAAAAAUGAUAAAAAGUGAAAAAAUUAUUGCUAAAUUAUCAAACAUAGAGUAUGUAAAAAUUCAGCAUGAACCAAUUACAAAAAAAGAAUCUUUCUUAGAAUUAUUAAAAGAUAAAAUUAUUUUAAAAAAACUUUCUAUACUUUGGUGUAUGUGGUUUGUUGCAUCAUUGUGUGGUUAUAGUAUAGAUUUACAUAGUAGUGAAAUAUCUGGUAAUCUUUAUAUAAAUCAAUUUUUCUUUGGUUUUACUAUAUAUUUUUCAAAAUUAAUCGUUCCAACCAUUGAUAGUCAUUGUCAAUGGUUUACAAGAAGACUUUUUCAUCAAGGAGCACAAGCAAUUGUAGUUAUUUGCUUUGGUAUUCUAGCUCUAUUAGUAGCAAUUAAAUAUAAUGGACUAGUUAUAUUAAUAUUAAAUGUUAUUGGAGUUGUUUUUAUUGAAUUUAGUUGGGAUGCUUGUUAUCUUUGUGCAAUUGAAAGUAUGCCAACAAACGUCAGGAGUAGUAGUUUAGGAAGUUGUUCAUUAAUGGCAAGAAUUGGCUCAAUUAUCUCACCAAUGUUACCAUACCUUAAUACUUUUUGGCCCCCAAUGGCAUAUUUUGUAGUUGCCUGCCUUGGCCUCAUAAAUCUUUUAGUUUCAUUUUUCUUUUUAAAAGAAACUAAAAAUGUUUUUCUUGAUAAGGUACAUCUUACCGAAAAAAAUGAUGAUGUAACAAAUUGUUCUAUUGAGCUUUUAAAUAAACAUACAAAAAAUAGUAAUAAUAAUAUCUAA